AUGAGGAAUAUUAAAGAAGUACGAUUCCCGAAGCCAAUGAGAUUCGAUCCCAGCCAGAGGGAUCCUAAUUCGUGGUGCGAAUAUCACGGGACGAAUGGUCACCAUAAUGGGAACUACCGGUAUCCGCGUGAAGAAGUGGCGACACUGCUAAAAAAUGGCCAUCUCACGAAAUUCUUAAGUGACUGGGCUAAAAAUAAUUAUGGUCACAAUCGUGUCAACGCAGAGCCCUCAAAAAUAGGAGAAGAUCCCCCGCGUCGAACGAUCAACAUGAUUUUCGGGGGGAACAAGAUUAACGGGGUUACUUUCUCAGCAGUAAAAAAGACGAAGAUAUUAGUAACCCAUACCAAGAGACUUUGGGGAGUCGCUGAAGACGACAUCACUUUCACGGAGGAGGACAUAGAUGGAUUGUUUCUACCGCACAAUGAUGCAUUGGUAAUCUCUCUAAAUGUAUUUGAUUUUAAAAUUAAACAUGUUCUGGUGUCUCCUGGGAGUUCGGCCAAUAUUAUACAAUGGAGAGUGUUGGAGCAAACCAAAUUCACCGGAAGCAUCAUUCCGGCCAUAAAACUCCUCGCCGAGUUUAACCUGGCAAGAGUAACAACACGAGGAGAGAUCCUGUUGCCCAUGAAUGCCGAAUGGGGUGAUGAAGAUGACCCUUUUCGAGGUGGUGGUUGGUGA
Molecule: messenger RNA, 675 nt
Organism: Nicotiana tabacum (common tobacco)
Lineage: Eukaryota; Viridiplantae; Streptophyta; Magnoliopsida; Solanales; Solanaceae
Source: RefSeq, a predicted model, not a curated record